AUGCCUGUAGAUACCAUUGUAUACAGCGUCUUCGCCGUCGGGGCGGUCUAUCUGGCUAGUCGCGCGCUCUAUGAGCUGUGCUGGUCUCCGCUGGCCCAUAUCCCGGGCCCGAAGCUGGCUGCCUGCACGCGUCUAUAUGAAUUCUUCUAUGACGUGAUUUGUCAUGGACAAUACACCUUCAAGAUAGCGGAGCUGCAUAAAAUUUAUGGUCCCGUCAUUCGCAUCAGUCCACGUGAAAUUCAUAUUCACGACCCGGACUAUUACGAGACGGUAUAUUCGACCAACGAGCCCCGCAAUAAGGACCCUUGGUUCACUUCACAUUUUGGUGUCGAUGAAUCGGCCUUCUCCGCCCUCGAUCAUCGACUGCAUCGACCGCGACGUGCCUUAACGGCGUCCUACUUUGCCAAAGCCCGCAUUGACCGGAUUCAGCCUUUGAUACGGAGGAAUCUCACCAAGCUCAUCAGUCAGUUAGAUGCAUAUGCACACUCUGGGAAACAUCUCAAGGUGGAAGUGCCUUACAGUUGUUUUACGGUCGAUGUAAUUACCGAGUAUACCAGCUACCGUUCCUUUGGAUACCUGGACACUACCGAGAUGGUACCCAUGUACCAGACGAUCCGCGAUAUGGUCGAGAUUGGUAUGUUAUCACGUCACUUGCCUGGUUUCUUCCACCUACUGGCUCAGACUGGUGCGCGCUGUAUCGCGGCAGUGUAUCCCAAACUGCUGCCAGUCAUGGAAUUCCGGAUGAAAUGCGUCCAGGAGGUAGUAUUUAUGUGGAAUCAGUCCAAGCAGUCAAAGAUGCACGUCAGCCACACCGAAAACUCAGAACCAGCUGUCCUCCCGGAGCUGAUAAGUCGGGCUCCUUCGAAUCCGGAUAUCACAGAAGAGCGCGUGUUGCAUGAAUUCAUCACCAUGGUAGCAGCGGGGACCGAGACCACGGCGCACACACUGACGGUGUGCACUUUCCAUGUUCUUAAUAACGAACAUAUCUUGCGCAAGCUACGCGUGGAGUUGGAUAAUACGUUUUCGCGGGACGUCGAAUUGGAUCUGCAGACCCUCGAACAGCUCCCGUAUUUGACGGGCAUAAUUUACGAAAGUCUACGACUUUCAUAUGGGUUUCCUCAUAGGCUACAACGAAUCAGUCCCAUCGAGCCGCUCAAAUACAAAGAUAUUGUUAUCCCUCCCAACACUUCUGUUAGCAUGUCCUCCGCUUUGAUGCAUCAUGACGAGAGAGUUUUCCCGCAGUCACACGAGUUUAUCCCAGAGAGAUGGACUAAGCUAAACGAGAGGAAGAGGCUGAACAGAUACCUGGUCUCGUUUAGCAAGGGAUCUCGGCAGUGUAUUGGGAUAAACCUGGCUUUUGCAGAGUUGUAUCUGGCCGUGGCCACGGUCUUUCGGCGGUACGACAUGAAGUUAUACGAUACUACAUUGGACGAUGUACGAUUGCAUAGUGACAUGAUUCUUCCCCAUGCAAAAAAGGGCAGUAAAGGGGUCCGUGUGAUUCUGAGAAGGCUUAGAUCGUAA
Molecule: messenger RNA, 1521 nt
Organism: Aspergillus eucalypticola CBS 122712
Lineage: Eukaryota; Fungi; Ascomycota; Eurotiomycetes; Eurotiales; Aspergillaceae
Product: cytochrome P450
Exons: 6
Coding region: 1-1521 (506 amino acids)
Molecular function (GO): monooxygenase activity; heme binding; oxidoreductase activity, acting on paired donors, with incorporation or reduction of molecular oxygen
Source: RefSeq, a predicted model, not a curated record